AUGCCCGGCCCCGGUACCGACCUGUGCGGCUGGCCCGGUCCCGGUAGCGACCUCUGUGGCCGGCCCGGCCGUUCCGGUUUCUCCGCCGUUCUGUUGGCCCGGUGUUUCCCCAUGGUCCAGAUUCAGCACCAAGGACCCACGUGCUGCACGUCACAACCUACUUCCGGCCGCCCAAUAUGACGUUUCCCCCAGCGGCGCCGCUCAUUCGCCAGGCAAGCUGUGACCACGCCCACCGGCGCCCUGUUAUUGGUCAGUGCGGCUGUCUGCCGGGUCGCCAUCUUGGAUGUGGGCAAAACCCAACCAUGGACUCCCUCACCGCCAUCAUUACCGCCAUGGAGGACAAGCAGAGGGCUCAGCUGCACUGAGGGAGACUCUCUGACCCUGGGAGGAGUCAGCGUUGCCAUGGUAACUGGAUAAGUGGAUACAGUGCUUAGUAAAUAAACUGGCGGGUCCUGGUCAUACCUGCCAAGUGUCCUGAUGUAGGAGAGACAGUCCCUAUACAGAGCCCCACUUCCCUCUCACUAUCUGUCUCACAUUUCUCAGGUUGGGUUCCAUGUGCAGCUAGCAGUGAUCUCUAAUCCUGCUCCAGGCUGGGUGGAUGUUGGAGUGUCAGCGAGUUGCCAUCAUAGUCUUAGGCAAAAGUUACGAAAAGCCGGACACAGGCACAUGAGAUAAAGCAAAUAAGGCAUCGUUUAUUGGAUCAUAUGGACAAAAAUAACAUACCGAAUUAAGAGGCCAUUGAGCCAAAAUGUUGUAUGUUGUUUUGCACGUAUGACAACAAAUUGUUUCUUAAUAACUUCACAUCUUGAAGCCUAUGUACUGCUUUUCCUAAUUAUUUUCUUUGCGGAUUGUGUGCGCCAGUAUUUUAACUUAUUCUGUUACUAUUUUGUGUCCCGUGUGUAGCCUUAGGCAGGCAGCGCAAAACACUAUGCCGUUUAUUUCGUGAAACCAUAACUUAUUGGUUUUAUAUUGUUGAAUAAAUCAGAAUAAUGUAAAAAUGUAUUAAAAGAACAUGCCAACCAUAACCACUACAGCGUGCCGUAGUGUCUCUGGUGCCAGAAGCGCCUUGACGCCUAAUCAUUGUAAGUAGGCAGACCAUUUUAGGGCAGUUUGACUUCUUGCCAGGGAUCCGCCAGGGGGCCUUUUUUUCAGGCAGUGCAGGGCUUAGCUCAUUGGCUGAGAGCAAUCAUCUCACGCUCUCAGUUAGGGCGCUAACUCUGCAUUGUAAGGCUUAGCUUAGGAGAGCUGACGGACGUUUCUAAGCAGAAGCAUCCGCUCCCUCGGGACCAAAAGUCUUAAAUGGUUUGAUUUCUAACAAUGCGGUGUGCCAAGGCACACCCUGGAAACAUAACCACUACAGCUCACUAUUUUAGUUAUGGUGCUUGGAGUUUUUGUUUAAUUGUGAUAAAACUAAAUGUUAGAGUUUCUAUGUCUAGCUGAAGUGCUAACGUUAGACAUUGGAAUGCUAUCACUGUAUUUAAAGCUUUGAAAUAUAAUUUUUUGAGCAUGUAACAUCUUUCACUGCUAAUCUAAUAACAAGUUUUACAAUGAUUUAUUAGAUCUCUUGCAAGUGCAAGAGUAAAUGACAAGACAUGCGCCCUCUACAUUCACACCUCUGGUUUUCUGUUGUAGCUGCUCUGUUCCGUUGGUAAGGGACUUCGUUCUACUAUCUGUCCGCAGUCUCUCUUCUACAUUAUAGGACGGAGAAUUUCUCUGAGCAAAUCAUUGGGAGACUCUAAAACAGAAAUCAAUGGAGACAAGACAGAUUAUUCUUCUACCCAUGAGAGUGACUCAGGAUCCCAGGAACCCACCGUGCCACCCCCACCCACGCAUUGCUGUAUGAGUGGGUGCCAUAACUGUGUAUGGAUUGCCUACGCAGAGGAGCUCCUGGAACUAUACAAAGAUGGAGGAGAGCGGGUCCUUCGUGCCCUUGAGGAGAAAAUUCAGGAUGAGAAUCUUAAAAUGUUCAUAAAAAUGGAAAUCAAGUUUCGAAUUAAAAGGGACGGGCAUUGAAAUCACAUUAGCCUCUAUAAUAUAUGGUAAAAUAUAACAUUUCUUGUACCUGGCGGAGCAACUCUUAUUAAUAUUAAUUUUCUGGACUUCAGGGAGCGACUUUUAUUGUUAUAUUAUUAUUAUUAUUAUAAUAUCAAGUGCCGGCUCCUAGAAUCCCUCUCUGCAAACACUGUUACAUUUUGCACAAUGUAUUGAUUUUAUUUAUUAAUAAUCUAUAUUAAGUUUUUGAGUGAAUUCCUUUUUUUCCUCUGGCUGCAGACCCAUUUUGGGGUCCGAUCCUACUGUGUUACGACUUACUGUUUGUUAAUGUAACUUGCUGCAUGUUGACUCAAAAUAAUGAGAUCUUCCUCUUCACCUCGCGUGCAGGCAGUCCUGGCUGUGGUUGUGUGUUUUAUAAUAGACCUUUACAUUUUCUAUCAGAGUUGUUUGUUUCCAGUCUGCUCUCUUCUAUCCCAGAGAGAUUGAAACAUAGAAACAUAGAAUGUGACGGCAGAUAAGAACCAUUCGGCCCAUCUAGUCUGCCCAAUGUUCUAAAUACUUUCAUUAGUCCCUAGCCUUAUCUUAUAGUUAGGAUAGCCUUAUGCCUAUCCCACGCAUGCUUAAACUCCUUUACUGUGUUAACCUCUACUACUUCAGCUGGAAGGCUAUUCCAUGCAUCCAC
Molecule: messenger RNA, 2674 nt
Organism: Pelobates cultripes (western spadefoot toad)
Lineage: Eukaryota; Metazoa; Chordata; Amphibia; Anura; Pelobatidae
Source: the annotation of a GenBank genome assembly